AUGGGCAUCUGCUGUCCUCAAGAAGUACAGAAAAUACAGAUGCUCCUCCAACCUUUGCAAGGUGUGCACAAAGUUUCUGUAAUGGUGCCUUCGAAGGCGGUCAUUGUUCUACACGAUGCUCUUUCAAUUCAGCCUUCAGAAAUUGUUAAUGUUUUGAAUGAUGCGAAAUUAGAUGCGAGUCUGAGGGUUUUUGGGCAAGUGAGAAGUGGGAAGAGAUGGCCUAAUCGGUAUACGCUGGGCUCUGGAUUCUUUCUGGCAAUUGCCCUGUUCGGUUAUUAUUAUCAUCCCUUGCGCUUUGUUGCUCUGGCGGCCAUAGCUGUGGGCAUUCCGCCAGUACUGCAAGGAGGUUUGGCGGCCAUUCCGGGGUUUAUUAUCGACAUAAAUGUACUCAUUAUCCUUGCAGUGGUAGGCGCUAUUGGAUUGAGGGACUAUAUAGAAGGAGCCACCAUUGUCUUUCUCUUUAUAUUGGCGGCUUGGCUUGAAUCUAGAUCUGCCGACAAGGUUCAAGGUUUUUGUUUGGAAUUAGCUUUUGUUUUCAGUGCACUUUUCUCAAUUUGGAGAUUUAGGUUUCAAUAUCUAGCUGUUUCAAGCUCGAAUAGCUUUGUCGGCUGUGACGAAUCUGCUGAGAAUGUGGAAAUUAACACCGUUUUGGCUGUGAAAGCCGGUGAAAGCAUUCCUAUAGAUGGCGUUGUGAUAUCUGGUACAAGCUCUGUAGAUGAAAGUAGCUUGAUAGGUGAAUCUGUGCCCGUGGAAAUGGAAGUGGGUAAGGCGGUGUGGGCUGGUACCACGAAUCUUACAGGGUAUUUAAGUGUAAAGACUGUAGCCAAGGCAUAUGACUCUAGAGUGGCAAAGAUGGUGAAUCUUGUGGAGGAAGCCCAAAACCAACAGUCCCACACGGAGCAGGUUUUACAGCGAUUUGCCAAGUACUAUACCCUAGUGGUUGUACUAUUGGCAAUAGCAGUAGCAAUAGUGCCAUUAUUCAAGCGAUCAUUGAAUGCUCAUAAAUAUGCAUACAAAGCUCUCGUUCUUCUACCAUCUGCAUGCCCCUGUGCUCUUAUAAUCUCCACCCCUGUCACUACUACUUGUGGCUUGGUAAAUGCUGCAAGGAUUGGCCUUCUUAUCAAAGGUGGAGUGAUUCUAGAAGCCAUGGGAAAACUCAAGGCCGUAGCUGAUAGGGAGGCUACCUAA
This is a messenger RNA of Cryptomeria japonica (Japanese cedar), 1188 nucleotides long. RefSeq names its product cadmium/zinc-transporting ATPase HMA2-like. Gene Ontology annotation, molecular function: cadmium ion transmembrane transporter activity; metal ion binding; ATP hydrolysis activity. NCBI's taxonomy places the organism in Eukaryota, Viridiplantae, Streptophyta, Pinopsida, Cupressales, Cupressaceae. The record is from RefSeq and is a predicted model, not a curated record. The coding region runs from base 1 to 1188 and encodes 395 amino acids. The transcript is spliced from 5 exons. Gene Ontology annotation, cellular component: membrane.